Nilaparvata lugens (brown planthopper) is the source of this 3056-nucleotide messenger RNA. RefSeq lists its product as uncharacterized. NCBI's taxonomy places the organism in Eukaryota, Metazoa, Arthropoda, Insecta, Hemiptera, Delphacidae. Gene Ontology annotation, cellular component: early endosome membrane; late endosome membrane; lysosome. The record is from RefSeq and is a predicted model, not a curated record. The transcript is spliced from 9 exons. Gene Ontology annotation, molecular function: zinc ion binding; ubiquitin protein ligase activity; MHC protein binding. Gene Ontology annotation, biological process: protein polyubiquitination; immune response; antigen processing and presentation of peptide antigen via MHC class II. The coding region runs from base 196 to 2220 and encodes 674 amino acids.
CAUUUGUUUCGUUCUCAACUCUGCAUUCUGCUUCAACAUCCAAAUCCCUGCGUUGCUCUUAAAAAACAAUGUUUUCUUUUAUUUAAAUCUGGGUUUUUGCUUAAACCAAACUAGAUAUAUCAGCAUUAUCCAAUUUGGUGUAGUAUAAUUGUAGGAAAAUGGGGUCUUUAUGUUAUUUGCAUUUUUAAGCCAAAUAUGCCACUCCAGCAGAUCAAUGUUUCUCCUCUGGGAGAUUAUCCCAACCCACAGGACUACUACCAACCUGGGGGCGGCACGGCGGCCAAACGCUGCGACUCAGCCGCGUCGUCUGUGACGGCCUCGUCACUGGCGACCAGUGGAGGCGGUGACAUGUGCCGCAUCUGUCACUGCGAAGGUGACAGCGACGCCCCCCUAAUUGCACCCUGCUACUGCGCUGGUUCGCUGCGCUUCGUGCACCAGCAAUGCCUGCAGCAGUGGAUCAAGUCCUCCAAUAUUCGCAGCUGCGAGCUGUGCAAGUUUCAGUUCAUCAUGCAGACCAAGGUCAAGCCGUUCAGUGAGUGGGAACACCUGGAGAUGUCGGGCUUCGAGCGGCGCAAACUGUUCUGCGCGGUGAUGUUCCACGCGGUGGCGCUGACGUGUGUGGUGUGGUCACUGUAUGUGCUCAUAGACCGGACGGCCGACGAGAUCCAGAAUGGUCUCCUCGAGUGGCCAUUUUGGACCAAACUGGUGGUCGUAGCCAUUGGCUUCACCGGCGGCGUCGUCUUCAUGUACAUCCAGUGCAAGGCCUAUCUCCAGAUCUGCCAGCGAUGGAAGGCGUUCAAUAGAUGCAAAAGAAAGCUGUUCGUGUUUUGGAGGGCUUGCGGCCAUCCAAUUCAUUGGGAACACCUGGAGAUGUCGGGCUUCGAGCGGCGCAAACUGUUCUGCGCGGUGAUGUUCCACGCGGUGGCGCUGACGUGUGUGGUGUGGUCACUGUAUGUGCUCAUAGACCGGACGGCCGACGAGAUCCAGAAUGGUCUCCUCGAGUGGCCAUUUUGGACCAAACUGGUGGUCGUAGCCAUUGGCUUCACCGGCGGCGUCGUCUUCAUGUACAUCCAGUGCAAGGCCUAUCUCCAGAUCUGCCAGCGAUGGAAGGCGUUCAAUAGAGUGAUCUACGUACAGAACGCACCCGAGAAGCCAAGCCUAACUCCGUCGCGAAGCAGCGGCGGUGCAGGAGAGGGAUUGGUGGGGGUAGGUGGAGGGGAGCUGGCGUGUGUGGUUGCGCAGUCGUCCAAUGCGCAUGCGCCGUGCGCCGCCUAUCAGCCGCAACCGUUUAAGGCCUAUCGCGACGGUAUGCGAGAAAGGGAGGACAAUGAGGAAACGAGCAUUGAUCUGAAGGGGGUGCGCAACCUGCACAUCUUCUUCAAUGAUGAGAAACGCAUCCAGGUGCAGAAAGACAAAGCAUUGGAUCCCUCUGAUGGCACAGAGGUGAAUGGAGGGGGCGUGGACUGUUGUCAUGGCAACGGCAACAACGGUAACAGUCAACCAAUAGCAGGCAUCCCUGGUUGUUCUGGUGACAACCAUAACACUGGCACGUCUUGGCAUAUCAAGAUUGGUAAGUCGGGUGGGGAGACUAGUGACGACUACCAGGAUACCAUGAAAGAUGAUGAGGUGGCGCGACCUGCCAAUGGCGGAGGUGACCUGGAGUCACCAGUGCUCAAGCUGCAAAUCAAAAAGGCUGAAAUAGUUAUUAAAUUUGGGCAGAAGUCUACAUCGUCACCCAGCAACAAUAACAAUAGUAGUCAUAUAGGAGGUAGCAGUUCAACUAAUGGAGCAGGAGCGCCUGGUAUCAGUGUGUCAGCGACUCCUGGUAGCAGUGACAUGGUGCCACCCGAACAGGGCUUCAGUGAAGGUGGCAACACUGAGUCGUCAGUGAACAUUGAGAUUGACAGUUUGGAGAAGGACGGAGAUGACCCCAUUGUGAUCGAUCUAGUCCACCAGAACAACAGGUACCAGUUUCCCAGCACAGAAGAACCAGAGGUGGUGUCUAACAACUCUACAUCAUCAAACCCUGUUCAAAUAACGUUGGACUUUGGACGCAAGGAUAGUGGCAGCGAGGGUCGGUUGCCGGAAGAUGUGAGACUGCUACCAGGCGGCACCAGUGGCGACCUCCUACCGACUCCUGUCGACGACUACCCGGCGCCCAAGUCGGAGCCUGGCUCAGGAUCGCAAUCCCCGUUGCUGGCUGUUAGGAGUAUCAAGUAAGGCUGUGAUUUAACUUUAUGUUUACGUGGAAAAAGGUGCAUAGACUUUGUGCAGAUGUUUGAAAUGAAAAUUCCUCGCCGCGCCGAUUUACGCGCCGCGAACAUGAGCAAUUCACUUUUAAUCAGCUGAUGCCAAGCUUUUUAUAUCUGUAUCUUACAGUUUCUGUAAAAAUACAGACAUAAUCAGCAAAAAAUUGCAUGAUGCCAAGCUUUUUAUAUCUGUAUCUUACAGUUUCUGUAAAAAUACAGACAUAAUCAUCAUAAAAUUGCAUGAGCAAUUCACUUUUAAUCAGCUGAUGCCAAGCUUUUUAUAUCUGUAUCUUACAGUUUCUGUAAAAAUACAGACAUAAUCAGCAAAAAAUUGCAUGAUGCCAAGCUUUUUAUAUCUGUAUCUUACAGUUUCUGUAAAAAUACAGACAUAAUCAUCAUAAAAUUGCAUGAGCAAUUCACUUUUAAUCAGCUGAUGCCAAGCUUUUUAUAUCUGUAUCUUACAGUUUCUGUAAAAAUACAGACAUAAUCAGCUGAUUAAAAGUGAAUUGCUCAUGUUCGCGGCGCGUAUAUCUUUAUGCACCUUAAGAGGUACUGACACAAAAUUCUCAUGUGAAUAACUUCACAAACUUAGAAUAACACAAAUGUGUCAGUGUAUACAGGCUUUUUGACUUGGACGGUACAUACUGUGAGCAAAGUCUCUUCAUACAUUUGAACCAAUGUACCUAUAGUUAUUUGUGUAACUAGUGCGCAAAGUGACAGUUUGCUGCACCGAAAGAAACGUUUACGCCCGAGCCGUAGGCGAGGGCGGAAUGGUUUCUUGAGUGCAGCAGAGGAACUUUGCGCACG